GGGACAGGACGAGACGGAGCAGUGCUGUGAGGAGCCCCACACAGCACACUCGUUCGUGUCUGACCCGGAGCCUUUCCGAGGUGUUAUUCCUGCAGCUGACCUCGAGGCCAGACCACAGGACUUGCUGACCCGUGGCCUUCCCGAGGUUUCUCUCCUGCAGGUGCCCUCGAGGGCAGACCGUGGGCCUUGGUGCCCCGGAGGCAUCUCCCAUCCCUGCCGCCAGUGCCCUCGAGGCCAGACCACCAUCCUUGACAGGACUCUCCUGCCCUUGUGGCAGGAGCCCUCCAGAGCAGAGUGCAGGACGUGCUGUCCUGUAGCCCUCCUGAGGCUUCGCUCUUGAAGGUGCCUUCCAGGCACGACUGCAGGGCUUGCUGACUCGGAGCUUUUCCGAGGCAUCUCUCCUGCAAGCAGCCAAAAAUCCAGUCAGUGACAUGGAGCAGAGACCCAAGCUGGCCUGGGUGGAGGAAGAGGAAGAAGGCCCUGGAGCUGCCCCAGCACAGGAGAUGGAAGAGGUGGUGCUGUUCAAGCCACUGCAGGAGAAUGCAGCCGUGGAGCGCACACAAGAGCAGCAAUCCAGCCGUGGCCUCUUCCACAGAACAGCGCAGCUGGUUUGCAAAUUAAUCAAGAGAAUUCGGGAGGAAGAGACCAGCACCGUGGGCACUGGGCUCAGAGCAUACUCGCACAUCUUUAAAACCAAGACCAGUGCUGCCCUGCUGGAUAUGCUGGUAGAGGAGGGCUUUUGCAAUCCAAAGCAAGUGCCCGCCAUGGUCAGGUACAUCCACCAGUGGCUCACGGCCAAUCAGUUUGCUGAGCACAGGCUGAACAGGACCCUGCUGGAUCUCACCGAAGCACAGCCCGCUGACGUACUGGUGACGCUCCUGCGUGUGGCCCCAUCCUGUGACAGAGCUGCUCUGACCAUGUGGAAGAGCAUCAUGUGCUCGCCCAGGACUGCGGAGCCUGCGCUGCUGAUACUCCUGGAUGUGCUGGGGAGCUGGCCCGAGCACAGCAUGUGCACCUCCGAUGGGGACAAAACGGGUGUCUUGGUCCUGGCUGUGAGUUUCUGCAACUGGCCUUUGCUGGCCCCAAAGCCUUGCCACACAGACACCUCGGCACUGAGCGCUGUCUCGGGGGGCUUUGUCCUUUGCAGGCCACUGUGGUGA
Passer domesticus (house sparrow) is the source of this 1160-nucleotide messenger RNA. RefSeq lists its product as uncharacterized. NCBI's taxonomy places the organism in Eukaryota, Metazoa, Chordata, Aves, Passeriformes, Passeridae. The record is from RefSeq and is a predicted model, not a curated record. The transcript has 6 exons. Bases 432 to 1160 code for a protein of 242 amino acids.